Trypanosoma brucei brucei TREU927 is the source of this 3240-nucleotide messenger RNA. Its product is annotated as protein kinase, putative. Lineage: Eukaryota; Euglenozoa; Kinetoplastea; Trypanosomatida; Trypanosomatidae. The record is from RefSeq and is a predicted model, not a curated record. The coding region runs from base 1 to 3240 and encodes 1079 amino acids. The transcript has a single exon. Gene Ontology annotation, cellular component: cytoplasm. Gene Ontology annotation, biological process: protein phosphorylation; intracellular signal transduction. Gene Ontology annotation, molecular function: ATP binding; protein serine/threonine kinase activity; protein binding.
AUGGGUUGUGGUGCCUCCAGCAGGGUUGUGGAAUCCGAUGACAGGGAACGGCAUAAAUCACCACAUUCCGCAGCCGAAUGUUCGCCUAAGCUGGGCGCCGCUGAGGUUUCCCCUAACGCCAAACUCAAGGAGGUUCCGUCUGUUUCAACAAGCGUCAUCGAAGGCCUGAAAGGACACCAGGGGACCUUCGUCAUGUCGAAGUUCUCCAAUGAUAGCAUGACUACAAGCGCAUCGUAUCUCAAUCAACCAAACACCAACGAGGCUUUACCUCCCAUCCAAACCGCAGAAGCUUCCUUUGCUCCGUCGGACGCCGCUGACUCCACAAGGGGAAAUGGGAGAUCGCCCUUCGCGUCGAAUUUUACCGACAGCAAUGUGGCUACCAGUUUUCUUAGAAUCCCGCAUUUAAACAGUGAGGUUGAUUCGGACGCGAGGUUUAGCAGCAACGCAUUUGAAAGCAGAUGUCGUUCCGGCUCUGUGGUGAGCACUGGCGUGUGCAACGUACCCAUACUUCCAACAUUUUCCCACUGCAAUAGCAGGGAUUCACGUUUUCAAAGCCCAUGUGGAGUAAAUAGGUGUGACUCUUACAGUCCAACGGCUCGUCCUCAUGAAUGUUCACGCCGCUGUGGUUGGGGGGAGUACGAAACGCUGAGACGACUCAGUAUUAAUAACAGCAUGGACGGCACUAACGGCACCAUAGCAGACACAGCAACUACAGCCAGCAGCGUAGAACACUCCAAUAAUUAUGCGGGGCAUCGUUAUAGUUUCAUAGGGACGGACUGUGGGUGUAGCAGCCUCUUUUAUGACCCAUGUGAGAGGUGCAGCCGUUGUAUACUCGACACGGAGGCGGUGUACCGAUGCGAUUUAUGUAUGCUGAUCUUCUGCACUGACUGCCAUGCGGAAAUUGGGGCGGCACUGCACAGACACAAGCUAACAAGCUUCAGGCGCGCCGUAAAUAGCAAUGUGACUGACUCAUUCCUCAUCAACAAGGGGAGAAAUAGGGACGGGAACAAAGUAAUCAAUGAAUAUGUGGUGAUAAAGGUGCUUGGAAGGGGGUCACACGCGAAAGUUAAUCUCGUGCAGCACCACCAGGAUCGUACGUUUUAUGCAGUGAAAAUAUUGCGAUGUGACCGUACCAAAAAAAUACAUCAUGGGAUCGUUUCGAAGUCCAGCACCGCCAGUGAUGAUGACCUUCUGCGCGAAAUCGCGGUUAUGAAGUUUGUAUCACAUCCCAAUCUCAUAAAACUGAAAGAGGUGAUAGAUGACGUUGAAUCGCAUAAGGUGUACGUAAUCAUGGAAUACUGUGCCAAGGGACCAGUUCAUGUUCACGGUGAGCCGCCGCUACCCCCAGAGAAGGUGAGAAAAUACGGAUGUGACAUACUAUCCGGCCUGUUGCAACUCCACGCACAGUAUCUUUAUCACUGGGAUAUUAAACCGGCCAAUUGCCUUGUUGACGACAAUGACGUCGCGAAGAUAGCUGACUUUGGUGCUUGCGGUAGCUCGACGCGAACCUGCAAGGUUGGCGGCACUCCCGCAUACAGCUGCCCCGAACAGUUUGCUGGAACGCAUAUUGGAGGCCAUGUUGCAGAUAGUUGGGCUUUUGCCAUGACGUUAUAUCAAAUGUCACAUGGCACCCUCGCGUAUAGCACUACCUCCAUUUCCAGCUUGAGGGACAGUAUGCUAGAUCCAACACCGCUACCCAUUCAAGAAGGAGUAGAGCCCGAGUUGAAGGACUUAUUGCGCCGAAUGUUAAAUAAGGAUAUGUCGCAGCGAAUGAUGCUACACGAUGCUAUGAAGCACUCGUACUUCAGUGGAUAUGUGACGCAAAGUUAUACAACAGUCGAGCCUUCCAAUGAGUCAGCGGGGUGCAUCACGGAAGACUUGUACGCCCGUGCACAGCAAGCAGUGCUUCGAGGGAAACGGGUCGGUGAUUUCUUUCAUGGCGUGCAGUUUGUGCGCAGAAUACGCCGAAUGAUGGUUCGUCAUAUCAACACGCACGACGUGGACGAUGAAGAUGAUUUUUUCCCUGAACUCCCAGAGGCAUCCUCAUUGGAGAGUACCCAACGUUUAGUGACCAACGAAGCUGACAUACACGAAGUGCAUAAGAUAGUCAGUAGUUUCGUCGGGGAUGCUGUGAGAGGAGCGCUUCGAAUUGACGGAAUCCUCAUGACUACACUUCAUUCCUUCGUAGCGGAGGCGGCACCGUUGGUUUCGAAGCUGUGUUGCAGCAAUAACAAGCUCACGUGUGUGGGAACAGUUGAUUUCUCGAAGUUUCAACACCUUCGCGUGCUGCAGAUUUGUGAAAACUCGCUCAGGCAAUUUCCACUGGAUGUUCUCCACGCCCCUAGGUUACAGUUCCUGGAUUUAUCUCACAAUCAUAUCAAAGACAUACCGCCCGCGCUCACCUGCGCCCGGGAACUUCAAACAUUGUGCAUGAACCACAACCAAGUGGCAUACGUGGGUUGUAACGAGUGCGGUGCAUCCGUCCUCUCAGGAGAAUCUAUGCAAAAGGUGGUGCUGACUGCCAACCCAUUGCGCCAUCUACCAGCUGAGAUCACAUCAUGUUCCAAGUUGGAGUUAAUUUUAGACGAUGCCCCAUCGCUGUUGGAAGAGUGGUAUGCAUCAAUUAAUCAGUCGACAAGUGUGAGUAUUACGUGGAACGACAUUUAUCCUUGUCGAGUAUACCCCGAGGUGCCACUCUUCGUUGCUUCUAAAAGCAUUAAACUAUAUAACUUGACUAUACUAGAGGCACUCGGCACGCGUAAUGUUGUGUUGACACAAUUCGAGUCGUGGCUCCCCACAGGUGAAGUGAAUUCUGCUGCAAUGGAAGAGCACGUUCGACGCCGGCAGAAGGAGUCAGUGAGGGUUAAUGGAAAUGAUAGCGAAUGUGAAAUUCGCUCGCCAGUCGUUAGAAAGACGGCAAUGAAUGUCGGGGAUUGUCUUCCCAUACCGAAUAUUCUCUCUAAAUCAGUUUGUCGGUUCCUCCAUAGUUACUUUAUAUUGGAAGAGAAAACCUCCUAUACAGUAUCUGCCUACGGAGCUCUCAAGAAUUAUCUCACAACAUGUCUCGGUAGAAAUGAAAGUGUUGUUGUAUUUCUCGAUGAGCGGAGGGAUUCACAAAAUACCCGUGAUACAAUUGUUGCAGUUUUGUGUGAAGUACUGAUGGCUGCGAAAGGGGGUAAGAGAACACUGAGUGGUUGCAUCAGCGAUGUAGUUGAUGCGACGCGGGGGCUCUACGCGUGA